Chlorella variabilis is the source of this 1428-nucleotide messenger RNA. RefSeq lists its product as hypothetical. The transcript has 6 exons. Lineage: Eukaryota; Viridiplantae; Chlorophyta; Trebouxiophyceae; Chlorellales; Chlorellaceae. The record is from RefSeq and is a predicted model, not a curated record. Bases 1 to 1428 code for a protein of 475 amino acids. Gene Ontology annotation, molecular function: metal ion binding.
AUGCCGCUGGCGACCCGCGCCAAGGGCACCAUGGCCGUCAUUGGGUGGAACGGGGACUGGCGCUGCAGCUGCGGCAGCACCAACAAGCUCUGGGACACCUGCGUGUGCUCGCAGCCCUCCCCAUGCCGGGAGUACGUGCGCGGCAACUGCCUGCUGCCCAAGUGCAGGUUCCCGCACCCGCCCUUCAAGAUCCCGGAGCACCUGCCCAAGCCCGCAGAUCCCAUCGCCAACCCACCCGCGGCAGCAGCCAAGCAGAAGGCGGCGGCGCAGGCGGCGGCGGCGGCGCUGGCGGCCGAGCAGUCUGGGCCCAAGGAGAUGGCGAUAGUGACGUGGCUGGGCCACUGGCAGUGCGACUGCGGCAAGGUGCACAAGCUGUGGGACAGCUGCAAGUGCGGGCAGGCGCCGCCGUGCCGCGAGUGGGUGCGCGGGCAGUGCAACAUCUCCAAGUGCCGCUUCCCGCACCCGCCUUUUGCCAUCCCCGCCAACCUGCCCAAGCCCGACGACCCCAUCGCAAACCCCACCGCCGAGCAGCUGAGCUGGAGCAAGGAGCAGCUGGCGGCGGGCGCCGGCGCCGGCAAGGCGCCGCCGCCCGCCAACGGCCGCGCCGCCGCCACCAGCAGCGGCGACAGCACGCCGGUGGCCGGCGGAUCCUCGGGCUCUGCUGCCUCCGAGGGCGGCGCCACCGCGGCAAACGGCGUGGCAGACAAGGCGUCGACCGCGCCGCCGCCCAGCGCGAUCAUGCAGCCGGGGGUCAGCUUCCGCCAGGCGCUGCUCAAGUCGCAGCAGGCGCAGCAGGAGGCGGCGGCGGCGUCCGCCGCCGCCGACGGCGGCGACGCCGACGGCGCGCUGCAGCUGGGGCCCGGCGGCCUGCUGCCGCCGCCGCCGCCGCCGCCGCCACCGCUGGACCAGCCGCCGCCGCCGCCGCCGCCCAUGGCGCUGUCGCCGCGCUCCGCGGCGGCGGCGGCGGCGGCCAUGGAGCAGCAGGCGGUGCUGUCGCCGCGCUCGCUGCCGCCCGUCAGCAUCGCCCCGCUGGCGGCGCACCAGCAGCAGAACGGCCUGUCGGCGGCAGAUCCGGUGACCGCAGCGCCUCUCUCGGCCCGCAGCGACCCUCAAGUGACGCAACAGCAGCAGGCGGCGGCGGCGGCGGCGCAGCAGCAGCAGAAGCCGCUGCGCGCCAUUGCGCACACGCUGCUGGAGGGCGGCCUCAUGGACCCCGCUUUCUACCACGCCCUGGGCCAGGUCGACUUCCUGCCCGACGGCCACUACCAGCAGGACAGCAUCACGCUGGAGGACCAGCAGCGCCGCAUGGAGCUGUUCAACGCCGCCGUGGACUCGUACAUCGCGGCGGGCGUGGACCGGCGCAGCAUGCUGGAGAUUGAGUGUGCGGCCAAGAUCGGGCUCAGCGGCGGGCCUCUCUACUACCGGUGA